This is a messenger RNA of Adineta ricciae, 711 nucleotides long. Lineage: Eukaryota; Metazoa; Rotifera; Eurotatoria; Adinetida; Adinetidae. The record is from the annotation of a GenBank genome assembly.
AUGGAGACAACAUCGGUUAAUUUAGAUGAUUUUACUUGCAGUAUUUGUCGUGAGAUAUUCCAUAUCCCGAAAAACGGUUUCUGCAGUUCAUCCACCGAAUCCAAUCCACUCUCAUCGUUUCGAAGUGGAAGUUUUAGUCAUUCAUCUCAUAUUCACCAGCCGAAUCAAAUAUUUACUUGUGCGAUUUGCCGAAAAGAAUCACUGGGUUACGUACGGUAUCGUGAACUAGAAAAUCAAUUAGAUACCUUGGAAACGAAAUGUCCGAAUUGUACAGUAGUAUGUACAUUGACACAGUUGAGGAAACAUUUAGAAAUUUGUACACCAAUAAGACAACAUUAUGCAAAAGAUAAUUCAGACACGAAACCUGCGAAUCUUGACAGAGAAUUAUCAGAUUCUCAAGCAAAAGCCUUACAAAAAGCACAAGAAGGUGAAAAUCGUUCCACGUUUCAAUGUCCAUUCUGUCCGAGAGCGAAUUUUACUCUGACUCAUCUUCGUCAACAUAUUAAGAAAAGACACCGACAAGAAGAUCAACGUCGCGUCUGUCCGAUUUGCUCUUCAAUGCCAUGGGGUGACAAAACCAUGGUUACAUCUAAUGUCUAUCAGCACAUUAAAAGCCGUCAUAAAUUUGAUUAUGAUACUUAUGUAAACUAUGAACAAGACGAAGAAAUGAUGAUGCGUGAAGCGUUACAAGCAUCCCUUCUGUAUCAAUAG